Molecule: messenger RNA, 1572 nt
Organism: Phytophthora nicotianae INRA-310
Lineage: Eukaryota; Oomycota; Peronosporomycetes; Peronosporales; Peronosporaceae
Exons: 1
Coding region: 1-1572 (523 amino acids)
Source: RefSeq, a predicted model, not a curated record
AUGACGGGGCCCAUACGACCAAAACUGAAUGCCAUCGCAGCACUCUUUGCUCUAAUUACGGUGUCCGUAACCGCUCUUAAUCAAGCCUCGCUAAGUGACGCACCUUCCGUAAGACUCCACGUCACUUCCAAGCGCGCAUCGUUGCACAUUCACGGACAGUCUGAAUUCGACGUCUUUGCCAAUCCGGUGGUGUCCGCUAACGGAUUACGUGUGUUGUAUGAUGGUUAUGCGACUUUCAAGGAGGAAGGCAACACCUUCACAUACUCGUACACCGAUGGUGUCGGCUACUUAUUGACGAACGAUGACAAGCAAAACAUCCAAUGUAUCCCAUCAAGUACUCUACCGUUCCACUCAAUCCUGCCUGCACUGAACGACGCGACACCUAUUCCGAGCGCCUCUAUCGGCGACGAAGCGGUCGAGUGCUCAAGCGGAAACCUUUUUAAAACAACGUUUGCUGGGGUCCACUUCGCUAUCUGCGCGUCAGGUGAGUCCGGCUUCACGGCAUUCAGUAGUGACUUCACGAUCGACGUCGAGUAUUUGGAGAACCCUGUCACAAUUCCGACAAAUAGAGAAGCUAAGUGCGAUGCCGUCGCUACACCUACAUCUGUGACUCCGACUGCGUUAGCGCUAAUAACUGGAAGUCUCAUACCAGCAAGCACCACGAGACAUCUCAAGACUGCAGAGCACAUGGUGAUGGAAGCUUCGUCAUGUAAAUGCAAGUCUACGCCUCGUCCGUGCAUUUUCUUCCAUGGUAUUGGCAACUCGAACGAAAUGGAGGAGCUGCAGAACACUCCUAAACACGCAGGUGGUCGAAUGGGUAACAUGAAUAGACAUGCACCCUGCUGCUCUACCGUAAAGUACGCCGUCUUGAACACCAUGGACACCAGGUGGACCAACGACACUUUGCAAGAAAAAUUCUGCGACCGAGCUCUGCGAUUUAGUGACAUCAGUCUCGCGAAAGCAGGUAAAAUUACGGACACCGUAAUUAUCACGCAUUCGAUGGCUGGACUUGUCAUGUCGAUGGCCAUAGCUACGGACAAAUGCAGUUUCGGCGAAGGCUCUACGUGGGUGGCUUUAAGUUCUCCUAUGACGGGCAGUAUGGCUUCCGACUAUUUCCAAGACUUUUGUAACGAUGAGAUCAGCAAAAUCGCCACUGAUCUAUUGGAUAUAUUGGGCCAAUGCCCCAUGCCGAAAGCUCGACAAUCGAUCAUGUACCAGAACGGAAAAUACGCGUCCAAGAAGCUCAACGCAGCGUACCUCAAAGCUCAGAAAGCUUACCGGGAGAACGUUGACGCUGCAAUGUGUAGUGACAACCCGAAAGGCGUUUUCUCCAUGUACCAGUCAAUGAUGCUCCUGGCUGCUAGUGUUAUUCCACACAAGUCACCUCAGAACGAUGCUCUUGUGGAGUUUCAGAGUUGUUCUAAAGGUCUGGAUAUCUCCAAGUUCGGCAAAAGUUACAAGGAUACGUUCUACAAACCGGAGUUAAAUCACGCAGACACGGUCUUCCUGACUAGCGACGGGUGGCUCAAGGAUUCUCAGAAACCAGCGAAAUGGUUUGAAUGUUUGUUGUAG